Molecule: messenger RNA, 703 nt
Organism: Apis florea (little honeybee)
Lineage: Eukaryota; Metazoa; Arthropoda; Insecta; Hymenoptera; Apidae
Gene: Obp5
Product: odorant binding protein 5
Biological process (GO): olfactory behavior; sensory perception of smell
Cellular component (GO): extracellular region
Molecular function (GO): dibutyl phthalate binding; odorant binding
Source: RefSeq, a predicted model, not a curated record
AAGAUUUAUAAGGGAAAUACCGGAGGUGGACGGAGUCCUCAGUUGCUCAAAGUCGUUCAAAGAUCACGUUUCGUAUUGUUUGUGCGGUUUGUUCAAAGAGUUCGUUCAAAUAUGCACGUGAAAUCGAUAUUUUUAUUGAUAACGAUAUUGACGUUUGUGGCGUUAAAACCAGUGAAAAGUAUGAGUGCCGAUCAGGUAGAAAAAUUAGCUAAGAAUAUGCGAAAAUCGUGCUUGCAAAAAAUCGCCAUAACGGAAGAGUUAGUCGAUGGGAUGCGAAGAGGCGAAUUUCCCGAUGAUCACGAUCUUCAAUGCUACACCACAUGCAUCAUGAAGUUAUUAAGAAGUUUUAAAAAUGGGAACAUCGACUUCGAUAUGAUCAUAAAACAACUAGAAAUCACGAUGCCACCGGAAGAGGUAGCUAUAGGGAAAGAAAUCGUGGAAGCAUGCCGUAACGAAGAAUAUACCGGCGACGAUUGCCAGAAAACGUAUCAAUACGUGCAAUGCCACUACAAACAGAACCCGGAAAAGUUUUUCUUCCCGUGAAUAAUGCCACGAUCGAGGAAAAGAAUCGAUCGUACCAGAAAUAUUAGCGAAAUAUCGCAUUCAAUAUUUGCAAUAUCGAUUAGUCUUAAACUUAUUUAUAACGUGGAACUUGGAAAUUAGUUUCAGAUAUUAUUCGUAUAAUUUGAUUUUGUAUAUUUAU